AUGGACCUCCCCGUUGGCGUCUGCCAGAUUAUUGACAAGGCCGGGUUUGGCUUAUUCUGCGUGGGGCUAUCGUGUCUUAUAACGAGCAGGUUCCUACUUGGCACGCUGGUAGAGAAGUGGUGGGACACCACCAACUCUUUCCACUUCUCUACCGUGGAAGACAUGACGAUGACUCCGUAUGACUUUUCUAUGCUCACCGACAUCGAGGUAAGGGGUCGACCGAUCCCGUAUGAUACAGACAUAGGCGAGUGGGAGGCCGCCUGGAUCUACCUGCUGGGGACACGCCCACCUCUCUUUCGAUUGGGGACAGUUUGGUACAACUGGUUUGCGGAUCAUUUCAGAGAGACACAGCCAAAGACCCUAGAGGAGAUCGAGCAGCACACCCGAGGUUUCCAGAUGUUCCUCUUUGGCACCACCUUGUUCGCCGACAGGGUGAACACUGUUGGGCUAUAUCUCUUGAGUGCCUUGGUGGACUUGUCUCAGGUCCGACAUUACGAUUGGGGCGGCGUUGGCCUCGCUACCUUGUACAACUACAUGAGCUUAACAUCCCACAGGAGCGGGAACAGAGCGGGCGGCUACUGGAGAGCAUAG
Camellia sinensis is the source of this 591-nucleotide messenger RNA. The record is from RefSeq and is a predicted model, not a curated record. NCBI's taxonomy places the organism in Eukaryota, Viridiplantae, Streptophyta, Magnoliopsida, Ericales, Theaceae.